CAGGGACUGUGGCACCGUGGUCGCCUCUUUAUUCCGUUCUUUCUCGGGUGCCGUCACAGAAGAAAAAGUGCAAGAUGGGCAAGCGAAGGAGACCAGAUGACGAUGAUGUGGUGGGACGCUCUGUCAAGAAAUCUCGGACAGGCUCAAGGCGCAAUCUGUUGGAUAUCAGUGAUGAGAUUCUCCUUCGUGUCUUGUCCUUCCUCCCGAUAAAGGACUUACUGCGCACUGAAUCGGUGUCGCGCCGAUUCCGCUCCCUUGCGAUUGAUAAAGAGAUCUGGAAGGCGAACUACUAUGACACCUGGAUCGAUCCUCGAGCCCGUCGUUUGCCUGCGGUGAAGACUGAAGAAGAAUCAAAACAAAGAACCAAGAUAGCAAGAUGGCUAGAGCAUGGACAGAAACUGCGGGAUGGCCCUGCAGUGGACUGGAAGCGUCAAUUCAAGGUCAGGAGCAAUUGGGCAGCGGGCACGGCCAAAGUUCAUGAAGUCGAGGUUGCGCAUCCCCCAACGCCGCCCGUUAUCGCGAAAGUCUACAAGGGCAUAAUAUUCACAUUCGACCGGUUGUCGGGGCUACGAGCAUGGCUGGCAUCGGAGGGCACAAGAACGCUCAAAGCCCAGUUGCGCCUUGAAGCUACGACUGCUGCGACCUGUAUGGCCGUUGACGCUCUGAAUGGAGCGGUUCACGUACUACUGGGCUUCGAUGACGGCACGUUUUCAACCUAUUUGUUCCAAGACGGGGGAGGUUUUGAGCAAGUGUCGAGCCAUCGUACUGCUGAUGGGCCACUGAUGGCGGUUGCCCUUGCAAUGCCUUAUGCAAUGUCUGUUUCUAAGACAAAGUUUCUGUCGUUGUAUAACCUGGCGGGAAAAAAGGAGGCCGAUGGGUCGGAAGCCAGCCUUGAACCCAUUACUCGACUUCAGUCAGAUGCUUCGUUCUCUCCAGUUUCUCUGGCUCUUCGAAGGACGCCAUCGAGAAUUAUCGCGACCGUUGCAUAUGCAUUUAAUCGGCUACAUUCUGGUUGGUGCAUGGGAUUACAGGAAAUCAUGCUGUCCACGAACGGAAUUCUGUUGGACAGCAGAUUAACCUCGACCAUCGAGACACCAUUUGAUGCAAGAUAUCAGGGAAGAGACAGAUGGGAGGUGUCGACACGUUCGACUAGUUCGCUACCAUUUCCUUUACAUCCCCAGCUGAUGAGUCCACCUACCUCACUUUCUUACGAGCAUCCUUUCUUGCUCUGCACCCUUGCAGACAACACCAUUAUGUCAUUUCUGGUGACCUCAAACGAAAGCAAACUGGAGAUCAGCGCUGGCAGACGCCUCUGGGGUCACACUUCGGGGGUGUCCGGAGCAGAAGUAAACAAUCGUGGCAAAGCAGUAUCUAUUAGCUGCCGAGGAGAUGAAAUUCGGGUAUGGGAAUUAGAACCGGUGAUGACUGCCAACAGUCAAGCCAGGACAAGCACGCGGAUCAAGGCAGUAGACGCUUUGUCCGGAGUCGCUGCGGCGUUGGCACGAAGAGGCACCGGGCUGGGACUUGCUCUCCCCGAAAUGAAGCAAGAGAUCAGCCUGACCAGAAGAUGGGUCGGUUUCGACGAUGAGCAAGUCGUGGUGCUCGGAGAGAGAGAUCAGAAGCAGAUAAUGGCGUUGUAUGACUUCACGUAGAGCCCGAGGGCUUAAGAUAUAGAUCUUGACGAAUGAUAC
Molecule: messenger RNA, 1691 nt
Organism: Exophiala xenobiotica
Lineage: Eukaryota; Fungi; Ascomycota; Eurotiomycetes; Chaetothyriales; Herpotrichiellaceae
Exons: 2
Coding region: 75-1652 (525 amino acids)
Molecular function (GO): protein binding
Source: RefSeq, a predicted model, not a curated record